AUGCCUUCGUAUCGCACAUCGAAAGCGCUCGGCCUGCUUAUGGUCGCAGCCUCGUUCCUCCUUCUCGCCACACUCGCUACGGCACAAGACUCUUCAUUGAUACCCGACUCGAGUGCUUCGCUAUCAAGCAAGAAACACCAUAAGCAUCACAAGCAUGAGGACGCCGAAAAGCACCGUCUCGAGGAAUGGAGCAGCAUCAUGGGCUGGAUCGCUUGCUGGGUCUUGCCCUCUUUCAGUCAAAUGCAUCAAAACUACAUCUCCAAGUCCGCAGAAGGUCUCUCGAUCACUUUUGUCGUCAUCUGGCUGGCCGGUGACGCCCUCAACGCUGCCGGAGCGUGGUUCCAGGGUCUUCUCUGGACGAUGAUCAUCCUUGCGCUCUACUACUGCGCAUGCGAUUGCGUCCUCAUCUUCCAAUACUGGUAUUACCGCAAGUACUACCACCGCGGUGUCAAGAUCUCGACCAUCUCCGCUUCCCUCGAAGCCAACGAGCGCACGCCUCUCAUCGCCGAUGGCGCGGUCAUCGACGACGAUCUCUCCUCCAAGGACGAUGACGAGGACGAGUCGUCCAUCCGCAGCCAGAUCAUCAUGCACACCCUCGCCGCUCUUCUGGUCGUAGCGACGGGCGUGGCAGCAUGGUGGGUCGCCGAGCACCACUACGGCAGCGACGACGACAUCUCCCACCCUGCACCGACACCAGAGCCCGUCGGCUGGAGGUGGGAUGCGCAGGUGGCAGGCUGGCUCUCGGCCCUUCUCUACCUCUCCUCUCGCGUACCACAGAUCAUCAAGAAUCGCACCACCAAAUGCGAAGGUCUCUCGCUCGCACUCUUCGUCUUCGCGGUGGCCGGCAACCUCACCUACGUCGCGAGCAUCCUCCUCAAGAGCACAAAGCACGACUACCUCGUCGAAUCCUUCUCCUGGCUCGUCGGCAGUCUCGGCACCGUCUUCUUGGACUUCAUUGUGCUCGGUCAGUUCAUCCACUACCGCAAGGCGAGGAAGGAGAUUCACCGCUUGAGGCGGUCCAGCAUCGCACACCAGGAAAGGCCGCGUGUUACACCACAGGCAUAG
Messenger RNA from Kalmanozyma brasiliensis GHG001, 1065 nucleotides. RefSeq names its product Cystinosin/ERS1p repeat. The coding region runs from base 1 to 1065 and encodes 354 amino acids. The transcript is spliced from 3 exons. Lineage: Eukaryota; Fungi; Basidiomycota; Ustilaginomycetes; Ustilaginales. The record is from RefSeq and is a predicted model, not a curated record. Gene Ontology annotation, cellular component: fungal-type vacuole membrane. Gene Ontology annotation, biological process: basic amino acid transmembrane export from vacuole.